Molecule: messenger RNA, 558 nt
Organism: Diaporthe amygdali
Lineage: Eukaryota; Fungi; Ascomycota; Sordariomycetes; Diaporthales; Diaporthaceae
Exons: 2
Coding region: 1-558 (185 amino acids)
Source: RefSeq, a predicted model, not a curated record
AUGUGCGACCGGAGAGUCCAUCCUCAUCCGGAGACGAAGACGAGGGCAAAGUCGCGACCCACCGCCACCACUGGAGAAGGCGACGUAAGCCAUGCCAGUAACAACUCGACUGACCCCACACAAUCGCGUCUUCAAGAGCUUCAGCGAGAACUUGCCGAGCUUAAACAAGAGAAGAAGGAGGCUCAGCGGGAACUUGCAGAGCUUCAACAAGAGAAGAAGGAGGUCCUCGCGACGCUAGAGCGCCUACUUCUCGUGCGCAUGAUAGAGUGGACGAAGAUCGCUGAGCACCCUGACACACCCUCUGAUUUGGAACGGGAGGCACGCAGCAUGUAUGCUCUAUUACAUGCCAUUCUUACCCCGGUGUGCGCAGGCUCCCUAGGCCACACGCUGUCAAUCCUGAGAACCUCCAGGUGCCUCAUGGAGGCUACCUCCAGCCGCGCCAAGCAGAUCAUGGAGAGAAUCAGAAAGGGUGAUAGUGAGGAGGGUGGCGGAUCUGGUGAGGAAGGUUCUGGCUCAAGCCAGGCGGGACAAGAUAGAAGAGGAGACGAUUCUGUUUGA